Neodiprion virginianus is the source of this 1061-nucleotide messenger RNA. Its product is annotated as 15-hydroxyprostaglandin dehydrogenase [NAD(+)]-like. Bases 87 to 872 code for a protein of 261 amino acids. Lineage: Eukaryota; Metazoa; Arthropoda; Insecta; Hymenoptera; Diprionidae. The transcript has 7 exons. Gene Ontology annotation, cellular component: cytoplasm. Gene Ontology annotation, molecular function: oxidoreductase activity, acting on the CH-OH group of donors, NAD or NADP as acceptor. The record is from RefSeq and is a predicted model, not a curated record.
GGCGUUAGAACAGAAGUGUAUAAAAGCACAGGAUUUUAAGUUAAUCAGUCCAGUCAGGUGUGACCGCAGCGUUAGCUUAUAGCGAUAUGGACGUCAAAGGAAAAACUGCACUCAUCACUGGUGGAGCCAGUGGAAUAGGCUUCGCCUACGCGGUGGAAUUAUUACGCAAUGGAGUUGCGCACGUGGCGAUUUUGGAUUUGGCAAAUUCUAACGGCAACGAAGCGGUGAAAAAAUUGGAGAAGGAAUUUGGAAAGGGGAAGGCGAUAUUCCUAGUCUGUGACGUUACAAAUGCCCAACAGCUUGAAGACGGAUUCGCCAAGACUGUCAAGGAAUUCGGUGGACUCGACAUCGUGAUCAACAACGCUGGAAUAAUGGACGAUUUGCGGUGGGAACUUGAGAUAAGCAUCAACUACACUGCCCUGGUUCGUGGAACGUUGCUGGGCAUGAAGCACAUGGGAAUAGACAACGGAGGAAAGGGAGGAACCAUAGUGAACGUCUCUUCGAUCGUUGGUGUAGCGCCAUUGAUAGUCUUUCCGGUUUACUGCGGUACAAAACAUGCCGUCAUCGGUCUAACUCGAUCGUUCGGGCAACCUUAUUACUACGAGAAAACCAAGGUCAGAGUUGUCGCAAUCUGUCCGAGCAUUACGAACACGCAAUUGAUGACCGAAGCCGAAGGAAGAACCGUCAAAGGCACACCCUACACUGCGCUUCCUGAAAAACAGAGAGCGGAGCCUUUGCAAUCUGUCGAGAACGUGGCCAGAGGCCUCCUGCAUAUUUUACGUGUCGCCGAAAACGGAACUUCGUGGCUCGUGGAAAAGGAACAAAAGCCCGCGGAGCUUGUAAUUCCUGACAUACCAGUGACGAAGGCCUAAAACGAACGGAGAAGAAAGAUUGGACUGCUUUCGGGAACCCGAUCCGAUUGGAAAAACUGACGGAGCGCGUUGACUGUAAAAAUUUACGAAUGAAUCUACGUGUGUAAACAGUUGUACCGAAAGAAACAAGAGAAUGUUGUAAAAUUACCGUGUAAAUAAAACUGUGCCGUAUUAUUGGCGAAACCAAAA